Aspergillus tubingensis is the source of this 885-nucleotide messenger RNA. Its product is annotated as short chain dehydrogenase/reductase. Lineage: Eukaryota; Fungi; Ascomycota; Eurotiomycetes; Eurotiales; Aspergillaceae. The transcript has 3 exons. Gene Ontology annotation, molecular function: oxidoreductase activity, acting on the CH-OH group of donors, NAD or NADP as acceptor. The record is from RefSeq and is a predicted model, not a curated record. Gene Ontology annotation, cellular component: cytoplasm. Bases 1 to 885 code for a protein of 294 amino acids.
AUGACCACAACCAACACAACAAUCCUCAUAACCGGCGCCGCCGGAGGCAUCGGCCUGGCCACAUCGCGGCACUUCAACGCCCUCCACCCGACCAGCACCAUCAUCCUCACUGAUCUGCUCACUCACCAAGAGACCACUGAAUCCCUGAUCCAGGGUACAUUCCCGCAUCCGGAAAAGGCAGUCUUUCUUCCCGCUGAUAUUCUGGACUGGGGACAAAUGACACGGCUGUUUAGGACGAUUGCGCGGGAAUAUGGUGGGGUGGAUGUGGUGGUUGCGAAUGCGGGGAUGAUGGAGUCUACGUCUGUGUUGGAUUUGGAGGAUGUUGAUGAGGAGACGGGGGAGUUGAGGGAGGGUUUGGAGGCGAGGAGGGUGGUGGGUGUUAAUUUGUUGGGGACUUUGAGUACACUGCGACUGGCAAUGUAUCACAUGAAAGAGAAUAAGAACGGGUCAAUUGUGCUGGUGGCUUCUACGUCGGGUUAUUUUGGAGGAACGGGUGUCACGGCUUAUGUGGCUUCCAAGCAUGGUGUUGUGGGGUUGCUUCGGGCAUCGCAAGUGACAGCGCAAAAGUAUGGCAUUCGGGUUAAUGCCGUUGCACCGUUUAUGACCCCGACUAGAAUGACGGCUGGUUUGUCUCAGAGCUGGCAGGAUGCUGGGCUCGAAGCGAACUCUCCUGAGCGGGUGGCGGAGGUUAUUGAGCAGGUCGGGAUGGAUACGGACCGAAGGGGCUCUUGUAUGCUGGUUGCUGGAAGAUUUCUCAGAGAGAUGGAGUCGACAAGGAUGGAAUUGCUCCCAUCAUGGCUAGGUCAAGACGUUGCGGAUUUCAUGGCGAAAGCAAUGAAGUUUAUUGCAGAUAUCGGAGGCUAUGUGCUUCCUGCUCGUCUAUAG